Dermacentor albipictus is the source of this 2168-nucleotide messenger RNA. Its product is annotated as putative nuclease HARBI1. The record is from RefSeq and is a predicted model, not a curated record. Lineage: Eukaryota; Metazoa; Arthropoda; Arachnida; Ixodida; Ixodidae.
GCUACCUUGAAGUGGGCUUGAGGAGCCAUGGCGGCUUAUAGGAGCGACGUUGCUAGAAGAAUCAGCGCGUACGAAUUUGCUUGUAGAGCAUGUGAUGUCGUCUUCGCUGAUGCAUUUUACAUGCAAACUGUGCCACGGCCACGGAUGCGCGACAGAUUGAACCCGAUGGAGGUGUACGACGACGAGGAGUUUAUCACGCGCUAUCGCUUCACGAAGCAAACAGUUCGCGAGCUGCUCGCCUUUGUGCCACUUGAAGCGAGCGGCGACAACCGAGGAUUGCCGCUGACACCCAUGCAGCAGCUGCUUGUGGCACUGAGAUUUUACGGUGCCGGAACCUUUCAAAUUGUGAGCGGCGACUUGGUCAGUGUGUCCCAGCCCACGGUGUGCCGCACGGUGAAACGAGUGACGCGCCUUCUUGCAAGGCACCUGUUCCGAGCAGUCGUCCGCUUCCCGGAUGCCUCACAGCUGUCAGGUGUGAUGCGAGAUUUCUACGAGAUCGCCCACUUUCCCGGGGUGACGGGCUGCAUCGACGGCACACAUGUGCGCAUAAAGAGUCCCGGAGGCGAUGACGCAGAAGUCUACCGCAACCGCAAAGGAGUGUUUUCUAUUAACGUUCAGGCGGUUGCCGGACCAAUGCUGCAAUUCUUCAACGUUGUAGCGAGCUGGCCGGGGUCUGCCCAUGACAGUCGCAUAUUCGACAUUUCUAGAGUACGAGUUCUGUACGAACAGCAUCGUGUGCCUGGUCUGCUGCUUGGGGACAUGGGCUAUGCCUGCUCUCCUUUCUUGAUGACCCCCCUUGCUGAGCCAGGUCCAGUCAACUCACCAGAAGGCAGGUACAACAAGGCACAUAUCAAGACCCGCAACUCCAUAGAAAGGGCCUUUGGAGUGUGGAAAAGGCGCUUUCCAUGUUUGGACAUGAAGCUGCAGCACAAGCCUCGUAAUGCAGCUCGCAUAAUAACGGCUUGCGCUGCCCUGCACAACGUGGCCCUCCUACGAAGAGAACCCGAGCCACUCGGUCUCCAUGUUCCCACCAGCCGAUGCAGACGUACAGGAAGAAAUACUUGCCAAGAGCACCUGCCAAGUGUUAAUGGUGUGCGGGACAAUCUACCUGGCAUGCGUGCACGGCAGCUUCUUAUACAGAGAAGUUUCUCCUAAAAUUGUUGUUUGAAAUCCACCUCAGUGUUUCUGAAUAAUAGGGGUGUGUGAACAGUGAAUUUUGAGACUGAAUCGAAUGGAAAUCAUGCAGAAUCAAAUCGACUAGUUUUGGAAUAAUGAAGAGGCAUUAGCAGCAUUAAUAUAAAACAAUGCUCACAUCCUAGUAUAGUCAGAAAGGUUCUGUCAUUACAUAGCACAUUAGGAAGUGUUUAUUAAAAGCACAAACAGAGCAUCAGGAGCAGACCAUUAGUUUCUUUGUAUGUGCAAAACUCUUUAGAGUGUGCGAAUGGUCACUGUAUAGCCUGUAAUGUGUGGCUACCGAAGCGACGUUGCCUGUUCCACUACGCGAGUUCUCAUGUUUUAUGUCUAUACUAUGCCGGAGGGGUAAAAACUUGCCGUGCUUUUGCUCCAAUUUUGUUUAAUUGGGCGCAGUUGAUGUUUUGAAAUAUUCAAAAGGUUUCGAAUAUUCACACACCCCUAUUUGAUUCUGCACGAUUUCCAUUCGAUUCAGUCUGAAAAUUCACUGUUCACACACCCCUAUUAUUCAGAAACACUGAGGUAAUGGGUUCAGGGUUCUUCUUUGUGUCAUGUGGCGUCUGUAUGGCACUACAGACAGACGAAAUGUAAAAAGACCAUGUGUGUUAAAAACUCAGUUACUGAUUAGACACGCAGCCUCAGGGUGUCAUGCAGCUUUUAUUUAGAGCAUUCAAUUUUGCAAGCUCAACUUGCUUUUGAAGAUUCAAUAUUUCUAUUUUCAGCUUAUGCUCUUCAUUUUUUUUUUCAUGUUGUCUGCAUGCUCUUCUUGCAUGAGAUGCAUUCUCAACUUGUGCUCCUCCCUGAGCAAAGCAAUCCUGACUUCAUUUUCAGAAGCCAAAGUUUUCUCCAGGAGUGCCAUCCUGCUUCUGGGUGGCCUCUGGCUUGUAGCUUCUCUGGCUAGUUCUGGCUCAUUCUCCUUGUUUGAGUCAAACUCUGGCGCAGCUGCACUGUCAUCCACAAUGGGUGAACUUGUGGCG